UUUUGAGUACGGCAUCCGGGUCCUUGAAGUAUACUUCUUUUCGCCGGAUCUGAAUUGGAACGUACUGCAUACUCAAAUUUUGGCCAGUAAGUACGGACAGUAGGCUACGGGUAUUGGAACACGGCAGAAGGGGCGGGACUUCGCCCAAGUUUUCCCGCUUCUUCUCAGUUUGGGGCCGAAUCAACUGAACAAUAGAAUCUCGGAUCUCCAUUUUUGUGCCAUUCAAGUGCAUGUGACGAUUGAUCUGGACUCAAGCUGUAGGCCUACCAGUCAGAUUAAUAACUCAGUGGAGGAGGAGGACUUUACGGAUAUCAGGGCCUACUUUUCCACAACAAAAUGGAACCGCCUCUGUAUGGCAGAGAAAAAAAGAUUCCUGCAGAUCAAGGAAAACCAUUUGGUUAUGUCGUCUCUUGGCCUGUCCUUUGUGGCUCCAGCCUUCAUGAGGAGAAAGAAGCCCGGCCAGGUGAGAGUCUGCUCACCUGAAGAGACAGACUCUGAGGAGGAGCAGCUCUGGACCUCUGGAUCGACCGGUGCUCGAGUGUGGAAGCCACCAACAGUCAGACAGGGGUCUCUACAACAGCCCAGUACGUCAGAUGCAGUUUCUGUACAGAGUCUCUCAGGGCGGGGCCGGAGCGACCAGGAGGUCUCUGGAGGGCCCACUCCUUCUCAUCCAGAGAUCGACCCCCCCGGAGGAGGAGUAGAGAGGGGCUCUGCAGUCCAGGAGGAGGUCUCAUUGGUCUGUGAUGAGUGUAGGACUUUCUUCCUCGAAGAGUGCGAGGUCCACGGUCCUAUCGUCUUCAUGGCUGAUCGCCCCGUUGCUGUCAGAGAGAAAGACAGAGCCAAGAAGACACUGCCCGCUGGGUUUGAGAUCAGAGAUUCUGGGAUCCCUGGGGCCGGUCUAGGGGUGUUUUACUGUGGAGACGGUGGCCUUCCCAUUGGAACACACUUUGGACCCUACAAAGGACACAGGACAGAUGAAGAGGGAGCCCUGGAGAGUGGAUACUCCUGGGAGAUCUACAAGAGCAGACACAGUGAUUACAUUGAUGCAAAGAGAGAGACACUUUCUAACUGGAUGAGGUACGUCAAUUGUGCUCGUAAUGAAGAGGAACAGAACCUAAUAGCGUUUCAGCACAAAGGAGGGAUUCCUUAUCGCACCUGUGGCCUCGUGACUCCAGGAGCAGAGCUCUUGGUCUGGUAUGGGGACGAAUACGCCAGACAUCUGGGAAUCGGAUUUGAUCGACUGUGGAACAACAAGAGCUCUACUAAAGGAGGGAAAUCCCAGCUGACACCAGCACAGGCUUUCCCCUGUCCCGAGUGUCCGUACUCCUACACGUCUCAGAUCUUCCUCCACAAACAAAUGAAGAGGAGCCAUGGCGACCUGUACGGCCGACUGCUGAGGAGUGGAGAAAUCAAGGUGGAGCCUAGUCUCCUCCCAUACGUCGCAGCCUCCUAUCAAGAACCGAUCGGAGCCUCCCCGGGAACCGUCCAAAGCACGAGCCAGAUUCCAGCAGAAGGAGCCGGACAACACAGAUGUGAGAAGUGCAGUAAAACCUUUAGUCGCCCUCAUAGUCUGAAGAGACACCAGCGCAUCCACAUGGGAGAGAAACCAUACCACUGUAAACAGUGUGGGAAAACAUUUAGACAAUCUAGUGAUCUGACGGUACAUCAGCGCAUCCACACAGGAGAGAAACCAUACCACUGUAAACAGUGUGGGAAAACAUUUAGUCAGUCUGGUGAUCUGAAGAAACACCAGCGCAUCCACACAGGAGAGAAACCAUACCACUGUAAACAGUGUGGGAAAACAUUUAGUCAAUCUGGUCAUCUGGAGAGACACCAGCGCAUCCAUACAGGAGAGAAACCAUACCACUGUAAACAGUGUGGGAAAACAUUUAGUCACUCUGGUGAUCUGAAGAAUCACCAGCGCAUCCACACAGGAGAGAAACCAUACCACUGUCAGAAGUGUGGGAAAACAUUUAGUCGAUCUGGUCAUCUCAAGAGACACCAACAACUUCACAGAGGAGUCUCCACCCAAACAACCAUGUGAAGAAACUAAAUGGUUCCCAGACAUCUGUUAUUCAAAUCGAAUCAAACAUGGUUCUUGCUGUUAUAUGUUAAAAGGGCACAUGUUCAUGUGCCCUUAAUUGUUUAUCUUAUCAACUUUAUGUAUUUAUUUAUAUUCAUGUCUGUAUGAGUGAAGGGUUUUGCCCAAAAAAAAUUCAUAAAAAAAAUAGUUUGAGAGAGAUAAUGUUAUUAUCUGAAUUAUUUAACUUCCAUUUGUCAUCAGUAAGGUAUCUUAGAUCUGACGUCAUUGUUAUAUUUACUACAUUUGUAUGUAUUUAUUUAUUUAUCCUGUAGAAAUUCAAAUAAAAUCGGAUAUGCAGUGUUGAGAAGACUGGUUUUGUCUGGAUAGAAUAGAAGCAGUCCAACAUGUUGGUGAAUUAUAUUUGAUAUGCUGUUAUGUAUAACGUAGGAUGCAACGGAUGAGCUGAGGUCCCGUUACUGACCACCAGAGGGAACCACAGCACCACGAAGAUGUUCCCCUUCCCUGGAUUCAGUGACAUUUUGAAUUAAUUAUUGAUAAUUAUGCUUCAAUCUUCCAAUAAUAAUUACUAUUCACCGUCCUUCAAUGGAAGUGAGAAAAAAAGGAUGUCUGAUUUAAACCGUUGAAGAGGCCUGUGAUUUGGAAGGCUAAUACAGUGAACAAAUGAUAGAUAUAUCAACCAGUGGCGGUGGGUCAAUAGAGGGCGCUAGGGCGCCGCCCCUCCGUGAAAUAUUCACUUCAAUAUAUCUGCCAACUAUUAAUCAACUUUUAUCAACACGAAAUUAAUCAACAAAAAUACAUAGCGUUUAUCCUCGUUUAAUUGUGUGAUAUACUUGUCACUGCCAGCAACCAUUUAAAUGCGUCCGAACGUCAAUGAUUUGGGCUAGGCCAGUUAUUGGUAAUUCGAAAUAAAGCCCUCCAAGUCAGGGGCGCCGGCCACGUUGAAGUCAAUCUAAACUAGCUAACUUUGCUGUCU
Gadus macrocephalus (Pacific cod) is the source of this 3017-nucleotide messenger RNA. Its product is annotated as histone-lysine N-methyltransferase PRDM9-like. Gene Ontology annotation, molecular function: protein binding; histone methyltransferase activity. The record is from RefSeq and is a predicted model, not a curated record. Gene Ontology annotation, cellular component: nucleus. Lineage: Eukaryota; Metazoa; Chordata; Actinopteri; Gadiformes; Gadidae.